Cebus imitator (Panamanian white-faced capuchin) is the source of this 2951-nucleotide messenger RNA. RefSeq names its product HIRA interacting protein 3 (gene HIRIP3). The record is from RefSeq and is a predicted model, not a curated record. Gene Ontology annotation, cellular component: nucleus. The coding region runs from base 445 to 2124 and encodes 559 amino acids. NCBI's taxonomy places the organism in Eukaryota, Metazoa, Chordata, Mammalia, Primates, Cebidae. The transcript has 7 exons.
GGCGGACGCUGGAAGGCUGUUCCUCACUCUAAUGUGCUUAGAUACUUGAAGCCACAAAAAGAUUUUCCCCCGAGGUUCCUCGUCUCCUGGCGAGAAGGCCUUUUCUUCUGCCUUGUGAAAUAACAGCGGCCUAGCUGGUGCCCAUGACCGGAAAGAAAGGUAGUGUCGCGGGCUGAAUACACCCAAAGGGUGCCGGCGCCGAAUCAGUUUCUAACGAGAACUUUUAAAACGAUUCGUUAUAGGAAAGGGUAGGAGCCGCGAGACCCUCUAACUGCCCAGGGAAAACAAGUCUUGUCCAGCAAAGUUCUUUGCUCAAGCGGUCCCCGGCCCAACGGUCCCUCGCCCCACGGUGCCGCAGCACAGCGCGUGCGCGAGCCGCUGUCAAACGCGCUGACGGAGGCCGAGAAGAAAAAAGCGGGAGCCGCCAAUCCCGGAUGGAGCAAAAUGGCGCGGGAGAAGGAGAUGCAGGAGUUCACCCGUAGCUUCUUCCGAGGCCGCCCGGACCUCAGCACGCUCACGCACUCCAUUGUGCGGCGGAGGUACUUGGCUCACUCGGGUCGCGACCACUUGGAGCCCGAGGAGAAGCAAGCGCUGAAGCAGCUGGUGGAGGAGGAGCUGCUGAAGAUGCAGGUGGAUGAAGCUUCUUCCAGGGAAGUCAAACUGGACUUUACCAAGAAGGGCAAGAGGCCUCCCACCCCUUGUUGCGACCCGGAGAGGAAAAGGUUCCGCUUCAAUUCAGAGUCGGAGUCCGGCUCUGAAGCUUCCAGCCCAGACUACUUUGGACCCCCAGAAAAGAAUGGGGUGGCAACAGAAGUCAGCCCAGCCAAGGAAGAGAAUCCAAGGCGAGCCUCAAAGGAGGCAGUUGAGGAGAGCAGUGAUGAGGAACUGUGGAGAGACCUGCCCGCACAGAGGGGAGGAGAGGAAAGCAGUGAGGAGGAGGAAAAGGGAGAGAAGGGGAAGACUAGGAAGAAACUUGUGGCAAAGAAGCAGGCAUCAGGCAAGGUCUCAGUCAGUAGAAAGCAGGCCAGGGAAGAAAGUGAGAUCGACGAAGAACCCGUUCAGAGGACAGCAAAGAAGGUGGAGAGAAGCAAAGGAGCUAAAAGCCUGAAGGAAAAGGAACAGAAGAGUGAAGAGGAGGGGGAGAUCCUAGCCAAGAAGAAAGAGCAUAGAGAGGAGGAAUCGGGGGAGAAAGAGAAAGAAGGGGAGGAGGAAAAGGAGAAAGAUUGGAAACCCAGAGCCAGGAGCAAUGGCAGGAGGUCAGGCAGGGAAGAGGGGAGCUGUAAGCAGAAAAGUCAGGCAAGGAUGCUCAUGGGAGACCCGGACAGCGAGGAAGAGGAGAAAGAGGCAGCAGGCAGUAGGGAUGACAGUGGGAAAGAAGAAGAACCCCUAGUGCAGAGAAAGAUCGAGGACAGGACCCAGCUUAAGGGUGGGAAGGGGUUGAAUGGAAGCAGCGAGGACGAGGAAGACAGUGGGAAGGGGGAACCCACAGCUAAAGGCACUAGAAAGAUGGCCAGACUGGGCAGCACCAGUGGUGAGGAGAGUGACUUGGAGAGGGAGGUGAGUGACAGCGAGGCAGGGGGAGGCCGCCAGGGGGAGAGGAAGAACCACUCUUCCAAGAAGAGCACCAGGAAAGGCAGGACAAGAAGCUCAUCUUCCUCCUCAGAUGGAAGUCCAGAGGCCAAAGGAGGGAAGGCUGGCUUAGGUCGCCGUGGAGAGGACCACCCGGCUGUGAUGAGGCUGAAGCGCUACAUUCGGGCCUGUGGUGCUCAUCGCAACUACAAGAAGCUGCUGGGCUCCUGUCGCUCACACAAGGAGCGCCUGAGUGUCCUCCGGGCAGAACUGGAAGCCCUAGGCAUGAAGGGUAAGCCUUCCCUAGAGAAGUGUCGAGCCCUGAAGGAACAGCGGGAAGAGGCCGCUGAGGUGGCUGCCUUGGAUGUUGCCAACAUCAUCAGUGGCUCAGGCCGGCCACGCAGACGUACAGCCUGGAACCCUUUAGGAGCAGCAGCCCCUCCAGGGGAGCUAUACCAACGGACCCUGAACUCAGAGGAAGAACGGCCCCGUCCUGCACCUCCAGACUGGUCACAUAUGCGUGGCAUCAUCAGCAGUGAUGGCGAGAGUAACUGAGCUCCACCCCUCCCAGGAGGGACCCUUGACACAAAUACAAAGCAUACAUAGCACCCUGUGUCUGCAGAGCAGAAGCAGCUUUCUUCAGAGAAGACUGCAGCCCCCAAGGACAUAAGCUGUUGGGAUGCUACUUCUCAGCUUCACCCUCUCCAUUUAAGGUGUUUAUUUUUUAAGACUCAAUAAAAGGAGUGUUUAUAGUCACCUCAUCAAAUCUGGUCCCCCAUUCUCACCUCCUGUAUUUCGGGCCAGAAAACUUGACUAGUAGCUACUGCCUCCACCCCCCACUCCCUUGGCCUGGUUGCCUUUAAUUUCCACCAGGUUCCUGAAGUCCCUGCCUCCCGACCCUGUCAUCCAGCAGCCACCAGACUCUAUUGGAGAAGGGGGUGUGGCUCCUCUGCUUUUAGCCCAGUCUGAUAACCUAAUGCCCAUUUAGGAGGGGAGUAGGAUGACUUGAGGGCAGCUGGUGCUUAAGCCUUCCCCCUUCUGGAAACAGCCACUUUGUCCAGGGGCCUCGAAGGGUUGGGGAAAAGCCUAGACAUCCUGGGCCAGUCCGAGCCCUCCAGGCCUCUUGCUACAGGCCCAGUCUCUGCAGUCAUAUCAAGUCUCCACUGGACUCUUGGCUGCUGAGGCUUGCAGGAAGAUGUGAGCAUGGAGCUGCCCGGGAUCUGUGUAGGAGGCAAACCUUCUAUGAAUCUUUGAAGCCAAAGCAAAGAAAACAGGAAUUACAGGUCAAGGGAUUGAAGACCUUUGAUAGCUGAGAUCUGGUCAUAUCUGAAGUCAUUAAAAUCACUGAAGUGUUUAGAUACACAGCCCAAUAAAUUCUCUUU